Porites evermanni is the source of this 444-nucleotide messenger RNA. NCBI's taxonomy places the organism in Eukaryota, Metazoa, Cnidaria, Anthozoa, Scleractinia, Poritidae. The record is from the annotation of a GenBank genome assembly.
AUGGCGCGGGUGCGUAAUUUGUUUGGUCAAGCGAAAGACGCGACGAAACGAGAAGGAAAGGCUAAGAAAAGCCAACAGAAGGCCCGGAAACAGCCUCUUCGUGAUCACGAAUCUUUCGUUUCAUGCAAGUUAAGCGAUGAAAAGCUUGAGAAGAUGUCGAUCCGAGACUUGAACAAGCACCUUCGUCAACUUCCCAAAGAACUAGCAAAAAGGUACAGAAGGCGAAGGCGAAUACUCAAAAAUCGUCAAUACGCCCUCAAAUACAGACGGAAUUCCUCGGGAAAGGGAAGCAACAUCGCAAAGCAAAAUGCGUCUCUCGAGUUGGAGAUAUGUCUAACAAAUGAAGAGUUGAGGAAAGUUAUCUGUGAGAGAGAUGAAUAUAAAAAGAAAUGUUUGCGUUUAAACGCAAUGUUGCUGCAAAGCUCUGCAACUGACCAUGCCUAA